Contarinia nasturtii (swede midge) is the source of this 1104-nucleotide messenger RNA. RefSeq lists its product as uncharacterized. Gene Ontology annotation, cellular component: cytoplasm; nucleus. The transcript is spliced from 7 exons. Gene Ontology annotation, molecular function: ATP binding; protein serine/threonine kinase activity. Gene Ontology annotation, biological process: peptidyl-serine phosphorylation; signal transduction; endocytosis. The record is from RefSeq and is a predicted model, not a curated record. Lineage: Eukaryota; Metazoa; Arthropoda; Insecta; Diptera; Cecidomyiidae. Bases 28 to 990 code for a protein of 320 amino acids.
CUGAAGAUCACUUGUGUAUUUCUCAAAAUGAAGGCGAUGCUUGAAAAUAUAAUUUGCUUUUGCGUGGCAUUAUUGCCGUUGAUGACUCAAUGCAUCCAAAAUCAUGCUGCAACCAAAAGACUUUUGGAUAAAAUGGCCAUAAAAGGCACUAAUAUCAGCAAAAUAUUCCGACCAUCAGUAAAUGGAAGUCUUGGCCAGGGAAUGUCGGGUUUGACGUACAAAGGUACAUUGCUUACGAUCGACAAAGAAGUGGCAAUGAAAUUUAUAUCGGCUGAAUUUGAAAAUUAUGCCAAAAAUGAACAUCAAGCUUAUAAAACGUUGGGUGCUGUGAAUAAUACCGAAAAAGAGGUGUAUGGAAUUCCAACUCUAUAUCAUUUUGGUCGGUGGAAAAACUACUUUGUCCUUGCCAUCACAUUACUCGAUUCAGAAUUUGAACGUCGAUGGAAAAAUUGUGAAUUGACUACAAUGAAUAAGUUGAUUGUUUUCCGAGAAAUGGUACGGAUAACGAAAUAUAUUCACAGCCGUGGCAUCUGUCAUGGAGACACCCGUAUAGACAAUAUAAUGUUUCGACGGAAUCAAGGCUUCAUCAUUGAUUAUAAUUUGGCUAUCGAUGUAAAAAUGAACGCCAAAGUCGUUAUAACUUGUGCGAGCAGAGACUGGCGAAAAUUUCUCAGUGAUAUAGCUAAAACGGUUGAAAUCGAAAUUGAUUGGAGUAGCUUCAUAAACCCAGUUCAUAAAUUUGAUCAAAUCACACAUGAAGGUUUGAAAAGAGUUUUUCGUGCAUUUACAGCGACAAUAUACGAAGAUCGAAUACUUGAAUACAAUAAAGUAUACGGAGUUAUACAGGAAGAAAUUGAUCGCUUGAAAAAGCAUGUGGUACCUAUAGUUUCAUGGAUGCAACAUGAACUAGUUGAGGAGAAGUUUUCCAAUUUGUCACUCGAUGAAGUACCAUCCAUUGAGUCGAUUAAAUUUUUCAAUUAUAGCGUAUGAUUCUGAGGAUAACGAAAAUAUCAAUGUAAAUUUAACUUCGACAGUGUCCUUUAGAAAUUAGCAAAAAUAAAUGAACCAGAAAACAUAUUGUUCAAAUGUCUGUUUGAUAAAACA